AUGUCUACACAAACGGAAUCAUCACGAAAGCGGCAUGUUAUAUGUAUGGCAUCUGAUUUUUUUUAUCCAAACACAGGGGGCGUCGAAGAGCAUAUCUAUAAUUUGUCACAAUGCCUAAUGAAGCGAGGCCAUAAAGUCGUUGUCAUCACACAUACUUAUGGUCAGAGAGUUGGUGUUCGGUAUCUAACUGGUGGAUUAAAAGUCUACCACAUACCUCUCCUGGUUAUGUAUGCACAGUGUGCUCUACCUACCAUGGUAUGUAAUAUGGCUCUCAUACGAUACAUUUUAAUACGAGAAUGUAUAGAAAUUGUACAUGGUCACUCUGCUUUUAGUGUCUUGGGACAUGAAGUAUCAAUCAUAGGUAAAUUGAUGGGCUUAAAAACAGUAUUUACAGACCAUAGCUUGUUCGGUUUUGCUGACACAUCAGCAGUAUUGACAAAUAAGUACCUACAAAUGUGUUUAUGUGAGUGUGACCACUGCAUAUGUGUGUCGCACACUGGCAAAGAAAAUACAGUAUUGAGAGCACAUGUGAAAGCUUAUAAGGUUUCUGUGAUUCCUAAUGCUGUUGAUGCAUAUAAUUUUACACCAGAUCCAAGCCAAAGAGAUCCUAAUUUAAUUACUAUAGUUAUUGUCUCAAGAUUAGUGUACAGAAAAGGUGUAGAUUUAAUGGCAGCUGUAAUAGCAGAAAUGAGUCCAAAAUAUCCUAAAGUAAGGUUCAUUAUUGGGGGAGAUGGACCAAAAAUGUGGCUUUUACAAGAGGUUAGGGAGAAAAUGGGACUUCAAGAUAGUGUGACUUUACUAGGAAGUUUAAAGCAUUCUGAAGUAAGGGAUGUUCUUGUGAAGGGGGAUAUUUUUUUGAACACAUCAUUAACAGAGGCCUACUGCAUGGCAAUUGUUGAAGCAGCUGCUUGUGGGUUGAAAGUUGUGUCUACUAAAGUUGGUGGAAUUCCUGAAGUAUUGCCAGAGAGCAUGAUUUACUUGACAGAGCCUACUGUGGGUAGCUUGAUUGAGGGAAUUAAAAGUGCUAUGAAAGAUAUAAGCGAAGGCAAAAUCCUAUGCCCUUACAAAUGUAAUAGUAUGGUCAGAAGUAUGUAUAACUGGACAGAUGUGACUAAGAGAACUGAACAAGUAUAUAAUAAGAUAUCACAGAAUAAAAAUAACCCAAUAGGGUAUCAGUUAAAAAGCUAUUUAAGAAGUGGUGUGUGGCCGUUUCUCUUACUUAUAAGCUUAAUGUAUUUAUGGUUAAAAUUAAUAGAAAAAAUAUAUAAAAGGAAACACAUUGACAUUGCAAGGAAUUUACAAUUAUAG
Achroia grisella is the source of this 1308-nucleotide messenger RNA. RefSeq names its product phosphatidylinositol N-acetylglucosaminyltransferase subunit A (gene PIG-A). Gene Ontology annotation, cellular component: glycosylphosphatidylinositol-N-acetylglucosaminyltransferase (GPI-GnT) complex. The transcript has 2 exons. The coding region runs from base 1 to 1308 and encodes 435 amino acids. The record is from RefSeq and is a predicted model, not a curated record. Gene Ontology annotation, molecular function: phosphatidylinositol N-acetylglucosaminyltransferase activity. Gene Ontology annotation, biological process: GPI anchor biosynthetic process. NCBI's taxonomy places the organism in Eukaryota, Metazoa, Arthropoda, Insecta, Lepidoptera, Pyralidae.